AGGAAUUUGAUAUUGAAAUCAGGGACCGGAAAGGAUCUGCUAAUCAGGCAGCUGAUCACCUUUCAAGGUUAGAUGUCGAAUUAGCAGAAACCUUUGGAAGAUGCGAGGUGGAUGAACUUUUUCCUGCGGAGAGGUUAAUGGCAAUAUCCGCCAAUGAACAAACACCAUGGUAUGAUGACAUUCCCAAUUACCUUGUUGGUAACGUCGAGCCUACCGACCUAACAAGGCACAUGAAGAGGCGGUUCCUGUCAGAAGCAAGGCACUAUUUUUUUGGAUGAUCCAUAUCUAUUCCGUAUUUGUGCUGACCAGGUUGUGAGAAGAUGUGUUACUGAAGCUGAGGGAAGAGACAUACUGAAACAUUGUCACAACGGUCCUACUGGGGGCUACUUUUCAGGGAAUAGAACUGCCAGACGGGUUCUGGACUGUGAGUACUUCUGGCCCACGAUUUUUAAGGAUGCUAAUGUAUUUGUUUCCUCUUGUGAUAACUGUCAGCGAAUCGGGAACAUUUCUGGGCGCAAUGAGAUGCCCCAACACUUUUAUAUUACCUUGUGAGGUAUUUGAUGUUUGAGGCAUCGACUUUGUUGGACCUUUUCCCAGCUUAAGAGGGAACAAAUACAUUCUUGUGGCCAUUGAUUAUGUUUCUAAGUGGGUUGAAGCUCAGGCCUGCGUCACCAACGACUCUCGAGUAGUCGUGAAUUUUCUGAAAAAGUUGUUUACAAGGUUUGGUUUGCCUAGGGUUUUGAUCAGUGACAGAGGGACUCAUUUUCAUAAUGACCCAAUGGCCAGACUUUUGGCCAAAUAUGGAGUCCAACAUCGAAGCGGAGUAGCGUACCACCCCCAGACUCAGGGACAAGUUGAGAACGCUAACAGGGAUUUGAAGUCCAUUUUAGAGAAAACUGUUGCCCAGACUAGGAAAGACUGGUCAACUAAACUUGACGACGCACUUUGGGCAUUUCGGACCGCAUACAAAACCCCGAUCGGAACCACCCCAUUUCGCCUAGUAUACGGGAAGUCUUGCCACUUACCCGUUGAACUCGAACAUAAAGCACUUUGGGCGAUGAAAAAUGUGUGUUUCAAACUUGACGCUGCAGAGAAAGAACGAUUUUACCAGCUAAAUGAACUGAAAGAGUGGAGAGCGCAAGCUUUUCAUAAUUCCAAACUUUACAAAGAACGAGCCAAACUCUAUCAUGAUCAACACAUCAAGGCCCGUGGUUUCAAUGCUGGGGACAAGGUGCUACUGUUCAACUCUCGGUUAAAACUUUUUCCGGGAAAAUUGAAAUCAAGAGGGUCCGGACCGUUCACGAUCGUGAAAACUUACCCCUAUGGAACCAUCGAGAUCGAAGAUGCAAAUGGGGGUCCCUUUAAAGUCAAUGGCCACCAACUCAAACUUUACCACGGUGGCCCGGUCGAAAAAAGCAAGGAGAUUCUCUAUCUCCAGAAAUUUUGAACCAAAGAAGGAAAUUCGUCAAGCUAGUGACGUUAAAGAAGCGCUCAUUGGGAGGCAACCCAUUAAAAAAAACUAACCUUAAAAAAUUGUUAUUUUGAUUUUUGCAGAUGUCUAGAGGAGGAAGUGAGGAUCCCAUCUGUCAGGAUCCACCACUGGCUAGGCAUGACCCAUUGCAUGUGCCAGAUAUCCCAUUUGCUACUGAUGCUGACCGCACACGCUUCGAGACGUGGGGGCAGUACCACACUCUCCUAGCUCCCAUGAUCCUAGAUCAGAGGAUGCUCGAGGAAUGGGGAUAUUGGGGGGACAUUGAUGAUCUACUGGGAGAUUCCUUGUGGCGUGGGAUUCUAUCCAUACAGGAGAGAGCCAGCUUCCCAUUGACGAUGGAGUUCCUAUGCUCUCUACGCUUCACUCACUACAGCCACACUGUGCACGCAGGAUCUGUCAUUGGGUCUGCGACUCAGAUGAGAUUCACUAUCAUGGGCAUUGAGCACUCCAUCACUGUGGCUGAGCUCGGAUGGAGGAUUGGGCUCUAUGCUCCUGCAUAUACACAGUCAGACGAGUUUUGUGCUCUCCCGACGCGUUUACCUGAGACAUUUGACAUUGAUGAGUUCUCGCACAGGCACUCCACAGACACUAGACCGUUCCUCCGCAUGCACCCCCAGUCGAGCCGGUGGAGGCAGACUCACUGGUAUAUACUCUCGUUUGUACUCUAUUGUGGUUUUUUUGGACGACCUAACAACACGAACAGGUUGUCCAAAAAGGACAUACUAUUCUUUUGGAGUCUGGUUCACCGCACCCCGGUGAAUAUGGCAGUCCUUUUGGCUCGUUUCUUCAGGAGCCAGGGGAAGAGUGUUCGCCGCACGAUCCAGGUAGGGCCCUUCAUCACUACUCUCGUCCGGACUUUCUAUCCUGACCUAGACAUUCCAGGUCUACUCCCACUACAGGAUAGCAUUCGCAUUCUUAGAUCCUCAUCCUUUGGGAACAUGAGGAUCAAGAAGAAGCGAAAUACUCAAGAGCUUCCGGGCAUUGAGCAGUCGACCCAACAGAGUAGCUCUUCUCAAGCCCCACCACACAGGAGACCUGGUGAGCCAUCCUCGGACAUGGCUAGUGCUUCAGAUUGGAGUGCGAUGAUCGACGCGAUGAGGGGUCUUCAGACCUCAUUCGUAGAUUUUAGGGGUGCACAGGAGAGAGCAUUUCAGGAGAUGCGAGAGGCACGUGUGUCGGCCCUUGGAGAAUUCAGAGAUUAUAGACUGGCAUAGGAGGGAGCCAAGAGGGAUAUUCAGGAGUAGCUAAAGACCCAGCGACUGGAUAUUGAGGAGAUACGAGAGUGGCUGCGGCCUGAUCAUGGAUCACAGGAUGACACAGGCGAUGCCUAUAUUUGCUUCUUCCUUGACAUUCAUUUGUGUUUGUUUUUUUAUUCAGGAUUGGACAUUGCGUUGCUCUUUUGACUUGAAUGCUCUCACAAACUACCUAUGGAUGCUGUAAGAAUUUUUAAAACCAUUUUAAUCCUGUUUCAUUGUUCCUCUUCACAAAAUCUUUUCAAA
This is a messenger RNA of Cuscuta europaea, 2991 nucleotides long. The record is from the annotation of a GenBank genome assembly. Lineage: Eukaryota; Viridiplantae; Streptophyta; Magnoliopsida; Solanales; Convolvulaceae.